AGCACACUCCGGCGUGGCUGCAGCCGAGGCGCUCCGGGCUGCCCGGCGCAACUUGGACGCUCGUUGGCUUGCGGGGCAGGGAAGAGGACCUUUGCUUUCUCCGAUCAUGCACCCUGACGCUUGCGUGCUUCCUGUCUCCCAGGACUCUUCCUUGGCAAGGAAGGUGUGUAUCCAGUUGCUGCUCCUGAGUUUUCUCCUGCCCACCUGGCUAGGUGCUGUGGAAAUCAAGGUGUCUGAGGAGCCUGUGGUGGCCCUUGUUGGCCACGAUGCAAUUCUGCACUGUUCCUUCUCACCGGAUGCCAAUUUUAGCCUGGAUGAUCUCAGCCUCAUCUGGCAGCUGACGGACACCAAACGGCUGGUGCAUAAAUUUGCGGGGGGUCGGGACCAGCUGGCGGACCAGGUGAGCAGUUACGCCAACCGCACGGCCCUCUUCUAUGACCAGUUGGCCCAAGGCAACAUGUCCCUGCUGCUGCGCCACGUGCAGAUUUCGGAUGAAGAGAGCUUCACCUGCUUCGUCAGAGUUCGGGACUUCAGCAGCGCAGCCGUUACUCUACAAAUGGCAGCUGCCUACUCCAAGCCCAACUUGAAUUUGCAACCGAACAAGAACUUGAAGCCGGGAGACCUGGUCACAGUGACAUGCCACAGCUUUUCUGGGUACCCUGAAGCUGUUGUUCUCUGGCAAGAUGGCCAUGGCCACAACAUCACUGACAAUAUCACCACCUCCCAGGUGGCCAAUGAGCAGGGUCUCUUUGAUGUUCAGAGUAUCCUGCAGGUCGUGCUUGAGCCUAACAGCACCUACAGUUGCCUGAUCAAGAACCCGUUGCUUCGCCAGGAGACACACGCUUCUGUCACCAUCACAGGACAAUACCUUCUGUUUCCAGCACUAGCCCUCUGGGUCACCGUGGGGUUGUCGAUCUGCCUCGUCGUCCUCCUGAUCAUCCUGGCGUACGUGUGCCAAAAGAAGAUCCGGCAAAGCUGUAAAGAGGAGAAGGAGAAUGCUGUAAUAGAGGAGCAGAAUGAUGGAGAAGGAUGUCAAACAGCCUUGCAACCUCUGAAAAACAUGGACAUCAAAGAAGACAUGGGUGAAGAAAUCGAUUGACAACAAUGGAGGGCAAAACAGUAGCGGCAUCUCAAGGCUGAGGUCGGCAAGGAAACCCCCUGGGACCUUCCUCCAGCAAUAAACUAUAGAAGAGGCAGGAGUGACAUGCGCAGCCCUUUUCCUUGGACCCCACAACUUGGUUCCAGCUGCCUUCUCACACAUUCUUUUCUUCUCCACAGACCUGGCCCCCUUACCAUGGGCUUAGAAAGUGGCUGGAAUUCAACCUACUCCUUGCCAGCAUUUCCCUUGCCCCAAGCCUGAGAUACUCAAGGUCCUUCUCCAUCCAACUUGUCCAAGGCUAUUUAUUCUGCUCACUGUUCACCCUGCAGGGCAAAAGCUGAUCCCUGUCUAGCCAGGGGUCAUAAUUUGGAUGCAUGUGGGGAUCCCAGAAGGAGGGAGGAGAACAUGAACCAGCUCAGCACUUCCCUUUUGACUGUGAUUCUUGGAGCUGCCUGCAGUGUCAUCUUCUACCUGCAAUUUUCUUCCCCACGGGGAUUCACCCACUGGAUUUGAAGCCAGUGAAUCUGGGAACGGGCUUGCUUUCUUGCUGGAGAGAAAGCCUGCCUUCUCUUAUGCAGUAAUUCGACCAAGGAGCAAAAGUAGUCUGGGAUUUAGGGCCUGUAAUUAGCAAAGAAGAUCUCAGUAAAAUCUCUGACACCCUGUGAAAGUGUGCCUAAAAACUCAUUCUGCUGGGAUCGUCCAAAAGCUGUUGCCAGCCUAGAUGGCGUGAGUGAAAUGCAUGGAUAACCUGAGGAUAUACAUCUUCUUUUAUAGGCAUCACUUAAAACCAUUAAGGUAAACACAAGGAAUAGCGUUCUUCUCCUUUUUAAAUCCUCUUAGGAAAAAUAACAAAGAUAUGGCCUUUGAGCAGGAGGCCCUUAUACACUAGAAACCUCACAUAGAAUAAACCAUCUGAGCUGCAUUCUUUCUGCAGUUCUUUUUAAAAAAAAAAUUAAAACAGCACAACAACCAACAGAGGUGAAAAUCUGGCUUCAGUAGACUCUGCAGAUACAUUUGUGUUUACCUUGAAGUCAAUCCCAUCUAGCUGAAUGGGGCUUACUUUUAAGGGAGCCUAAGAUUAAAGCCAGAAUACCCUGUCUGCACAUGGUCAGAGGUCUCUGUUUUUUUUUCCCCCAAGUCUCAAAAAUGUCAGCCUUUGAUUCUGAGCAGUGAGAACGCCGUAGAAUUUGAUGUCUGCUCUCUCUCGAUGUCUUCUGCUGCUGUAAAGACUAUCUUGAGAUAUUGUAACAAGGAAUUCGUCAUGUUCAGCAAUUGUUUGACACGGUAGGGAGGCAGAUCUGGAACCCCCAGGAAAACAGUGCAAGGAAAGACAAAAUUAAAUCCAAACAGACAGAGACUAUGGGAUGAAGCAUAGAGGAGCAGUGAAAAUCUACUUUCUUUGUACUAGAAAUCCCAAGAGCCAUCAACCAGAGCCUGGGGCAAAAGCUAUAGAUUUCAGAAGGAAUGUUUUCAUUGUGUCCAGGAAUUUAAUCUUGAGUUCCAGAGGUCACAGGACUUUCCUGUUUUUUCACGUACAAAUCCUCACCUAGAUGCAUUUAACUGAUUUAAUUUUGGAAGUAUAAUUUAGGAAAUCUGGGGAGCCAUUUCAGUUGCUACUGCUUUUAUGCAUUUGGGAGUUUGUAAUCCACACUGGUCUCCUGCUGGUCACCAGAGAUCUUCUAGUAGACCCAAGUCUACCUUUAAUCCAACUCUGCUUUGAAACUCUUCUUUGAAUAACGAAGGUGUUAGGCUGAGUGCCUCAGGUUCACUUAAGAGGAUCUUAAGUGGCAAUGGACAAUUGAAAAGAAGAAUGUCUUCCACAUGUCCAGCUCAGUUCCUGAUGUCUUCAUGAACACAUCUGUGCAGUUUUCUUGGGAGUGUUACAAAAGUGGUUUGCCACUGCCUUAUUCCAGGAUGUUUAACUUCCCAGUGUAAUGAAUGGCCUUGGGAUUUCUAGGUAGUCCCCAAGUACUCAGGUCCAGUCCUAGUUAGCCUUUCAAGAUCAGCCAAAGGUUAGUUAAGAUAUAUCCCAAGUAGUCAAGACUAUCUGAGAGCAAGAGAGAGAGAAAAGUCUUCAGGAGGACUCCACAAAGCUUGGAUAGUGAAAGAUUGUGAAGCCUACUUCACCAUCUCCUGCAUUAGACUUCCUUGUCAGGAUGCAACAAGGUAUGGCGUUACACAAACCAAUAUAACCAUCUCGACUUGCUUUACUUUUAUUUUUUUUCUGCUACCAACCGUGCCAGUUCACCACUGAAUUCAAAAUGGGUUUGGUUUUAGGGUAUUUGGCUAAGAUGUGGCUGUGGACUGAAUGGCUGUAUUUGCACAACACACUUCCCAGGAUAGGAGAAGAUUUAGCAACUGUGUUGGCUCACCAAGCGAAGCCUGGCUUGGCAUUUUGUGGACUGUUGUAGAAACCCAUUUGUAUAUGGUUCGAUGUAGUAUGCAAACUCAGAAAAUAAGCACAUUCAAUAACCAGAAUAAUUAUAUUGUGUGAAUGCAGUCAACCAAUAAAGUUGGCUGUAACGCUAGUUGGGGGAAAUCUGCAGGUCAGAUAAUUCCCUUUUACAUGGUGUCCCAAGAGGCAUGCUGGUAGUUUGAGCUAUACAGUAGAUACUUUUUUGUUCUUCCAUUUGUAGCCUAUAAUA
Messenger RNA from Candoia aspera, 3744 nucleotides. It is a transcript of the gene CD276, whose product is annotated as CD276 molecule. Gene Ontology annotation, molecular function: signaling receptor binding. The transcript has 8 exons. Gene Ontology annotation, cellular component: external side of plasma membrane. The coding region runs from base 107 to 1099 and encodes 330 amino acids. The record is from RefSeq and is a predicted model, not a curated record. Gene Ontology annotation, biological process: regulation of cytokine production; T cell receptor signaling pathway. Lineage: Eukaryota; Metazoa; Chordata; Lepidosauria; Squamata; Candoiidae.